CUGUCUGUUCGUUCUAUCUCUCUCCUUCUCUCUGGUAUUAUUUAAUAUUGAGGAAUUUACGUUAAAAUUUGUUACUUUCCUGUGAGAAACUUAAAUAAAACAAUAGACCUCAAGAUGACUAAAGCACCGGAAUCUGUUGCCCUCGACCAACUUGAUAAGGAACAAAUGAAAACCUUCUCGGAUUUUCUCAUGUCGUACAAUAAACUGUCCGAAAUGUGUUUCACUGACUGCGUGCGCGAUUUCACUUCACGCGAUGUUCAGGAAAAAGAGGAGAAAUGCUCACUGAACUGCAUGGAAAAGUACCUGAAGAUGAACCAACGUAUAUCGCAAAGAUUCCAGGAGUUCCAAAUGAUAACAAAUGAGAAUGCUAUGGCAAUGGCCAAAAAGACAGGACAACUGUAAGAUCACGUUAAGCAUCAGCCAGCCGUUGUUGGAUCAGGAAUCGAUGGAGGUGCGACAAAUAGUUUAAUAUACAGUUUUUAUAAACACUAGCACACACAUACACACACACCAAAUUAACUAUAAUUGUGCAUUUUUGUUGCAUUUUGAGAAUUGAGAGAAAACAAAAAUGAAAAAACCUUGUGAAACAUUUCCUUAAGGAUUCGAAUAA
This is a messenger RNA of Drosophila willistoni, 610 nucleotides long. RefSeq names its product mitochondrial import inner membrane translocase subunit Tim9 (gene Tim9a). The transcript is spliced from 3 exons. The record is from RefSeq and is a predicted model, not a curated record. NCBI's taxonomy places the organism in Eukaryota, Metazoa, Arthropoda, Insecta, Diptera, Drosophilidae. The coding region runs from base 115 to 402 and encodes 95 amino acids.